CGUUAGGUAGCGACCACGGAGAUCCGAGGAGCGCUGAACAUCUCGCCUGAAGGAUGGAUUUCACCCUGCUCCGGAACCUCAUCAGCAGAUACUGUGUGGGGGAGGAGAUCUGGGUGGACAGUCGGACGGUGUACAUCGGUCAUAAAGAACCUCCUCCGGGAGCCGAGGCCUACAUCCCUCAGCGUUACCCGGACAACCGCAUCGUCUCAUCCAAGUAUACCUCCUGGAACUUCGUGCCCAAGAAUCUGUUUGAGCAGUUCAGAAGAAUCGCUAACUUCUACUUCUUGGUCAUAUUUCUGGUCCAGCUUAUCAUCGACACCCCCACGAGCCCGGUCACCAGCGGCCUGCCCCUCUUCUUUGUUAUCACUGUCACGGCAAUAAAACAGGGCUAUGAGGACUGGCUCAGACACAAGGCCGACUGUUCUAUAAACGAGUGUCCGGUGGACGUGGUGCAGCAGGGGAAGGUGGUGAGGACACAGAGUCACAAGCUACGGGUGGGGGACAUCGUCGUGGUGCGGGAGGACGAGACUUUCCCCUGUGACCUCAUCCUGCUCUCCUCCAGCCGCCAUGACGGGACCUGCUACGUCACCACUGCCAGCCUGGACGGGGAGUCCAGCCACAAGACCUAUUAUGCAGUACAAGAUACCAUGGCCUUUAGAACGGAGCAGGAGGUGGAUUCGCUACACGCCACUAUUGAAUGUGAACAACCGCAGCCUGACCUCUACAAAUUUGUGGGACGCAUCAAUAUUUACAAGGACAAAGAAGAGCCUGUGGCGAGACCGCUCGGGGCUGAGAAUUUGCUCCUUAGAGGAGCCACGCUGAAGAACACACAACAUAUUUAUGCUGUUGCGGUCUACACCGGUAUGGAGACGAAGAUGGCGCUUAACUACCAGUCUAAAUCUCAGAAGCGCUCCGCUGUAGAGAAGUCGAUGAAUGCCUUCCUAGUCGUGUAUCUGUGCAUCUUGAUCAGUAAAGCGGUGAUCAACACCGUUCUGAAAUACGCCUGGCAGUGGUCUCCAGACCAGGACGAGCCCUGGUACAACCACAGGACCGAGAACGAGCGGCAGCGCCACGUGGUGAUCCGAGCUUUCACAGACUUCCUGGCCUUCAUGGUCCUCUUUAAUUACAUCAUCCCGGUGUCGAUGUACGUCACGGUGGAGAUGCAGAAAUUCCUGGGCUCUUAUUUCAUCACCUGGGAUGAAGAAAUGUUCGACGAAGAGCUGGGGGAGGGAGCUCUGGUCAACACCUCUGACCUGAAUGAAGAGCUGGGACAGGUGGAGUACGUGUUUACUGAUAAGACAGGCACUCUCACGGAGAACAACAUGGAGUUUAUUGAAUGCUGCGUCGAUGGGAACGUCUACAUCCCGCACGCCAUCUGCAACGGCCAAAUCCUCAGCGCCGCUUCCAGUAUAGACAUGAUCGACUCGUCACCUGGAGGAUACAGGAGGGAACACGAGGAUCUGUUUUUCCGGGCGCUGUGCCUGUGUCACACGGUGCAGGUGAAGGAGGAGGAGACGGUGGACGGCAUCAAGAGGGGCAUCCACCAGGGCAAGCCCACCUCCUUCUACAUCUCCUCCUCACCGGAUGAGGUGGCUUUGGUGGAGGGCAUGAAAAGGCUGGGCUACACCUAUCUGAGACUGAAAGACAACUACAUGGAGAUCCUCAACAAAGACGAUGAGAUCGAAAGAUUUCAGCUGCUCCAUGUGCUGAACUUUGACUCCGUCAGGAGGCGAAUGAGCGUCAUCGUCAAGUCCAGCUCAGGAGAAUGCCUGCUGUUCUGUAAAGGAGCGGACUCGUCCAUUUUCCCCCGCGUCGUGUCUGGGAAGGUGGAGCAGGUGAAAGCCCGGGUGGAGCAGAACGCUGUUGAGGGGCUGCGGACUCUGUGUGUCGCUUAUCGAAAGCUGUCGGAGUCCGAAUACCAGGAGGCGUGUCAUCGGCUGAACGAAGCCAAGCUGGCCCUGCAGGACAGGGAGCAGAGGCUGGCGCAGGCCUAUGACAUCAUCGAGAGGGACUUGGUGCUUUUGGGAGCGACGGCAGUGGAGGACAGGCUCCAGGAGAAAGCUGCAGACACCAUCGAGUCGCUGCACAAGGCCGGGAUGAAAGUCUGGGUCCUGACGGGGGACAAGAUGGAGACGGCGGCGGCGACCUGCUACGCCAGCAAGCUGUUCCGCCGCAGCACCCAGAUCCUGGAGCUGACCAAGAAACGCACAGAGGAGCAGAGCCUGCACGACGUUCUGUUCGAACUCAACCGGACGGUGCUGAGACAACGCUCCAUUUCUGGGUUGUCCGUCGACUGCCUGGACUUCGGUCUGAUCAUCGACGGCGCCACUCUCUCCGCGGUGCUGAAGGCCAACCAGGAGGGCGCCGGUUGCGGCAACUACCGAGAGAUCUUUUUGGAGAUCUGUCGCAACUGUAGCGCCGUGCUCUGCUGUCGGAUGGCGCCGCUGCAGAAAGCCCAGAUCGUGAAGCUGAUUAAAGCGUCCAAGGAGCACCCCAUAACCCUCGCCAUCGGCGACGGGGCCAACGACGUCAGCAUGAUCCUGGAAGCACAUGUGGGCAUCGGCAUCAUGGGUAAAGAGGGCCGACAGGCGGCACGGAACAGCGACUACGCCAUCCCCAAGUUCAAACACCUGAAGAAGAUGCUCCUCGUCCACGGCCACUACUAUUACAUCCGCAUCGCCGAACUCGUCCAGUACUUCUUCUACAAGAAUGUAUGCUUCAUCUUCCCUCAGUUCCUGUACCAGUUCUUCUGUGGGUUCUCCCAGCAGCCUCUGUACGACACGGCCUAUUUGACGUUGUACAACAUCAGCUUCACCUCGCUCCCCAUCCUCCUCUACAGCCUGGUGGAGCAGCACGUCACCAUCGAUAGGCUCAAGAGGGACCCUUCCUUGUACAGGGACGUAGCGAAGAACUCCCUCCUCCGCUGGCCCGUCUUCUUGUAUUGGACGUGCCUGGGUGUGUUUGACGCCGUUAUCUUCUUCUUUGGUGCCUACUUCCUGUUUGACAACACCACCUUCACCAGCAAUGGCCAGAUGUUCGGCAACUGGACCUUCGGGACUCUGGUCUUUACUGUGCUGGUCUUCACCGUGACGCUCAAGCUUGCCUUGGACACACACCACUGGACCUGGAUCAAUCACUUUGUCAUCUGGGGGUCACUACUUUUCUACGUCAUUUUCUCUCUUCUCUGGGGAGGCAUCAUUUGGCCCUUCCUGAACUACCAGAGGAUGUACUACGUGUUCAUGCAGAUGCUGUCCAGUGGUCCGGCCUGGCUCAGCAUCAUCCUGCUCGUAACGGUCAGCCUGUUGCCAGAUGUCAUCAAAAAGGUCCUCUGCAGGGCCAUGUGUCCCACGGCGACCGAACGUGCACAGUCCACUCGCCCGUGCCUUACUGUGGAGCCGUCCACCAUCUUCAUGCUUUCUCAGUCCUCCAGCAGAAUGAGUUUCUGA
Cyclopterus lumpus (lumpfish) is the source of this 3446-nucleotide messenger RNA. RefSeq names its product probable phospholipid-transporting ATPase IH. Gene Ontology annotation, molecular function: ATPase-coupled intramembrane lipid carrier activity; magnesium ion binding; ATP binding. The coding region runs from base 54 to 3446 and encodes 1130 amino acids. Gene Ontology annotation, cellular component: trans-Golgi network; endoplasmic reticulum; recycling endosome. Gene Ontology annotation, biological process: phospholipid translocation. NCBI's taxonomy places the organism in Eukaryota, Metazoa, Chordata, Actinopteri, Perciformes, Cyclopteridae. The transcript is spliced from 29 exons. The record is from RefSeq and is a predicted model, not a curated record.